Paramecium octaurelia is the source of this 1064-nucleotide messenger RNA. The record is from the annotation of a GenBank genome assembly. NCBI's taxonomy places the organism in Eukaryota, Ciliophora, Oligohymenophorea, Peniculida, Parameciidae.
AUGUAUUUCUCUGACAUUACAAACUUUGAAAAGUCCUUCCGUAACAUCCAAACCAAGUCCCCUAUUUCUCAGAAUACCAUCCCUGUCACUCCGAUGAAAAAACACUAAGUGAAUUACAUGGAUACAUAGAAUUUGCAAUUUGAGUGGAUUUAAUUGGAUGACUUUGAGUAGGAAAUCAUGAAUGAAAGCGAUUCAAAUCCCUUCCAAUACUCGUACUAUGAACAAACAUAAUGGUUCUAAAACUAUCAUCUUCAUUUCUCGUAUCCACUGAAAUUGGAUCACAUGAAUGUAUUUAUACAAUCUUAGUCCUUUUAAAGACCCAAGAAUCCUUAAAGCAUCAUUCGAUUUGUGAAUUCAAGAGGAACAAACUUCUGUGUUUGAUAGGCUAUGUGUUGAGUUCUUACGAUAACACUUCGAAUGAGACAUAUUUUUUAACCAUUUCCAUUUUUGAUAGGUUCCUACAGAAAUAUCCAUAUAAUCUGAGCAAUAAGGAACUCCUAACUAUCGGAAUAAGUUGUUUGAGUUUGGCUUCGAAAUAGAAAGACAUUUAUUGUUUGACUUCAUAAUAACUUGUCUAAUUAAGUGGUAAGAAAAUAACUGAAGAUUAACUUGCAAAAUGUCAAUUUUAAAUCUUAAAAACUAUACAAUACUAAAUAGAAAUGCCAAACUAUUUCAGAAACUUUGAUUACAUAAUGCGUGACUUGGAGUUUCGGUAUUACAAAGUGAAAGGUUCAAAUAUUGUUAACAAUUCUUUGAUGAAGAUGAAACUAUAAGCAAUUUAUAAAUGCAGUUUAAAUCUAUUACGAUUUGUUUCAUAGUAUUACGAUACAACAUUAUUCCAUCAAAGCACCAUAGCUUAUAGCUGCAUCUUUUAUACAAUCAAGAGAAUGGAAUAGAUGAAUUAUCGAUAGCUUGGUGAUUUGAUUGCAGUGUUAGUGCAAAUUCAAAAUGAUAAUGAGAUUGAGAAUAUGGAAAUGGCUUUAAGAUAUAUUUAUAGACUUUGUUAAAUUUAAUUGAAUUAAAAAUAAUAAGAAUUCUUAUCAUAGACAGAUUUCAAAUAUUGA